This is a messenger RNA of Cotesia glomerata, 4534 nucleotides long. It is a transcript of the gene CPSF1, whose product is annotated as cleavage and polyadenylation specificity factor subunit 1. The record is from RefSeq and is a predicted model, not a curated record. The transcript has 2 exons. Gene Ontology annotation, molecular function: protein binding; nucleic acid binding. Bases 241 to 4467 code for a protein of 1408 amino acids. NCBI's taxonomy places the organism in Eukaryota, Metazoa, Arthropoda, Insecta, Hymenoptera, Braconidae. Gene Ontology annotation, cellular component: mRNA cleavage and polyadenylation specificity factor complex; nucleus.
CUGUAGUGAAAUCACAACAGCGUGUUGACUUAAAAAAAAAAAUAUUAUAUUAUUAUUAACUCAAGUACCUAACUAAGUGAUUAUUAAUAAGUGAAUAAUUAAAAAUAAGUAUCAUAACAAUAAAUUAAUUUUUUUAAAUGAUUAUCAAUACUUAUACUUCGUAAAACUUGACUGAAAUUAGAUCUAACCUAAAUUAAAUUUUCGGUUCCACCAAAUUUAGUUAUAAAUAAAUAAAAUACGAUGUACUCCAUCUGCAAGAACAUUCACCCAGCAACUGGAGUCGAGCAUUCGAUCACGUGCAAUUUUUUCAACCGGUCCGAAAAAUGUCUGGUGGUAGCCGGUGCCAACGUGAUUCGAGUCUUCAAGCUCAUACCGGACAUCGACCCGGUAAAAAAAGACAAAAUAUAUGAAACAAGAGCACCGAAAAUGAAGCUGGAGUGUCUAGCCCAGUACACUCUUUACGGAAACGUCAUGUCCUUACAAGCAGUAACAUUGAUGGGUUCACAGCGUGACUCUUUGCUACUGAGCUUUCGAGACGCCAAGCUGUCAAUCGUCGAGUACGAUCCGGAAACACAUGAUUUGCGGACGGUGUCGCUGCACUACUUUGAGGAAGAAGAAAUGAGAGACGGGUGGACUAAUCAUCACCACAUACCAAUCGUCCGGGUAGACCCUGAAGGUCGAUGUGCUGUUAUGCUGGUCUACGGUAGAAAAUUGGUCGUUCUGCCAUUUAGAAAGGACCCGACACUCGACGACGGUGAUUUGUUGGAGGCUUCAAAAUCAAGUUCCUCCAAAACUCCUAUUUUGUCUUCUUACAUGAUUGUUUUAAAAAAUCUCGAUGAAAAAAUUGAUAAUAUUAUUGAUUUGCAAUUUCUUCAUGGCUACUACGAGCCAACGCUUCUGAUGCUGUACGAGCCGGUGAGAACAUUCGCCGGUAGAAUCGCCGUGAGACAAGACACGUGUGCGAUGGUCGCAAUUUCACUCAACAUUCAACAGAAAGUCCAUCCAGUUAUUUGGUCUGUAUGUAAUUUACCUUUUGAUUGUUGCCAGGCUGUUCCUGUAAAGAAACCUUUGGGAGGUACGUUAAUAAUGGCGGUAAAUUCUUUGAUAUAUCUAAAUCAAAGUAUCCCUCCUUACGGAGUAUCAUUGAACAGUCUUGCCGAAGGAAGUACUAAUUUUCCAUUGAAACCACAGGAAGGCGCAAAAAUGACUCUGGAAGGCGCUCAAGUUGCUUUAAUAUCAUCAGAUCGUCUGGUAAUAUCCUUAAAGAGUGGAGAACUUUAUGUUUUAUCUCUAUUUGCCGACAGUAUGAGAUCUGUACGUGGAUUUCACUUUGACAAAGCUGCUGCUAGUGUCCUUACGACGUGUGUUUGCUUAUGUGAAGAAAACUACCUGUUUCUGGGUUCACGUUUGGGUAAUUCUUUGCUUCUUCGUUUCACAGAAAAAGAAUCCGAGACUUUGCCAGAAGAAAACAGCGUUGCGACUGUCAAUGAGGAAAAUGAGGAAACGCCGGCAAAAAAACAAAGUUUAUUGGGUGACUGGAUGGCGUCUGACGUAUCUGAGAUCAAAGAUCCAGAAGAACUUGAGGUGUAUGGAAGUGAAACUCAAACUUCAAUGCAGAUAACUUCAUACAGUUUUGAAGUCUGUGAUAGUUUGCUAAACAUUGGACCGUGUGGUAACAUUUCGAUGGGCGAAACGGCAUUUUUAUCGGAAGAAUUUUCAUCUAAUGUCGACAUAGACGUUGAGCUUGUUACUACGUCAGGAUAUGGAAAAAAUGGAGCACUUUGUAUACUUCAACGAUCAAUAAGGCCGCAAGUCGUUACGACAUUUGAAUUACCCGGCUGCCAAGACAUGUGGACGGUGAUUGGACCACCGUCUUUUGACCAAAACAACCGCGAAAUUGAGGGAAUUCAUUCGUUUCUUAUUUUAGGCAAUCUAGAUUCAACGAUGAUUCUUCAAACUGGACAGGAGAUCAAUGAAGUUGACCAGAGUGGCUUCAGUACCCAAAGUACUACGGUAUUUGCUGGUAAUCUCGGUGCGAAUCGUUACAUCGUCCAGGUAAAUCCGAUGGGAGUCCGUCUGAUGCAGGGAACAAAUCAGAUUCAACACAUGCCGUUGGAUUUAGGCUGUCCAAUUAUCUACGCAAGCUGCGCAGAUCCCUACGUUGUUUUAUUGGCAGAAGAUGGACAAGUUAUACUGCUAACUCUUCGCGAAGUUCGCGGGUUACCUCGACUGCACGCAGAUCCAGCGAAUUUACUAUUCCGUCCUCAAAUUGAUACAAUAUGCGCUUACAGAGAUGUGAGUGGUCUUUUUACAACCCAGCUUCCUGAAGAAGAGCCAGAAAUCCAGGAAGAAAAUAAAGAGUCAGACGACACAUCAACAGUUAUGGCUGUCGAUAAUGAAGAUGAUUUAUUGUAUGGAGACGGUACUACUUUUCAAAUGCCUCCGAUUUUACCUGUAAAAGCUCCCGAACCGGCGACUAAAAAAAAUCCGUGGUGGCAAAAAUACAUGCAAGAAAUAAAACCAACCUACUGGCUUCUAGUCUACCGGGAUAGUGGAACCCUGGAAAUUUAUUCGCUGCCAGAUUUACAUUUGUCUUACUUGAUACGUAAUUUCGGUCUAGGUCAGUCAGUUCUACACGACAGUAUGGAGUCUACGAAUAUUCUUUCAUCACCGGUAACCGAAUUACCAAACCCAGAAUCUCAGGUUCGUGAAAUAUUGAUGGUAGCUCUGGGUCACCACGGCAAUCGGCCGAUGUUACUAGUCCGUUUGGACACCGAGUUGCAGAUUUAUGAAGUGUACAGGUAUCCAAAAGGCUAUUUAAAAUUACGUUUCAAAAGAUUAGCUCAUGAUAUUAUUCCCGGACAGACAUCAGUUCAGCUAAAGGAAGAAGACAUAGGACACACCGAAAUACGAAGCUCAAUGAUGAGAUACUUCAGCAACAUCGCGGGAUACAAUGGAGUCUUUCUCUGCGGUGAUUAUCCUCACUGGAUUUUCUUGACGAGUCGUGGAGAGCUGAGAACGCAUCCCAUGAGUAUUGAUGGUCCCAUAAGAUCGUUUGCAGCUUUCAAUAAUGUCAAUUGUCCUCAAGGAUUUUUGCAUUUCAAUAGAAAGCAAGAGCUAAGGAUCUGCGUUCUACCGACUCAUUUAUCUUACGACGCACCCUGGCCUGUAAGAAAAGUCCCACUGAGAUGCACACCGCACUUUGUUACUUACCACGUAGAAAGCAAAACUUACUGUGUAAUUACCAGUAUAUCUGAGCCUUUCAAGAGUUACUACAGAUUCAAUGGCGAGGACAAAGAAUUUACUGAAGAAGAAAGACCCGAACGAUAUAUUUACCCAAUUCAAGAACAGUUUAGCAUUGUUCUUUUUUCACCGGUAUCCUGGGAAACGAUUCCCAAUACGAAGAUUGAUUUAGACCAGUGGGAACAUGUUACGUGUUUGAAAAAUGUCGCGCUCGCUUAUGAAGGUACCAGGUCCGGGCUCAAAGGUUACAUAGUCGUGGGAACGAAUUACAACUACGGAGAAGACAUCACCAGUCGUGGCCGAAUUAUUAUCUAUGACAUUAUUGAAGUUGUGCCUGAACCCGGACAGCCGCUGACCAAAAAUAGAUUCAAGAAACUUUACGCUAAAGAACAGAAAGGUCCAAUUACUGCGAUUACACAAGUCUCGGGUUUCUUGGUCUCAGCAGUUGGUCAAAAAAUUUAUAUUUGGCAACUUAAAGACAAUGAUUUGAUAGGAGUUGCUUUUAUUGAUACUCAGAUAUAUAUUCACCAGAUGAUCAGUAUCAAAAGCUUAAUUAUAAUUGCAGAUGUUUACAAAUCAAUAAGUUUGUUAAGGUUUCAAUCAGAAUAUCGUACCCUGUCAUUAGUCAGCAGAGAUUUCCGUCCCGCUGAAAUAUUUUCUUUGGAGUAUUUGAUUGACAAUACCAACCUCGGAUUUUUAGUUUCUGAUGGUGAAAAUAAUUUAUCCUUAUUCAUGUAUCAGCCGGAGUCACGAGAGAGUCUCGGAGGACAAAAACUUAUUAGGAAAGCAGACUUUCAUCUUGGACAAAAAAUAAAUACUUUCUUUAGGAUUAAAUGCAAGGCUACAGAUAUUGCUAAUCCGGCUAAAGUUUUUCCUGGAGCUGAUAAAAGACAAGUUACCAUGUUUGCUACACUGGAUGGCGCCCUGGGAUACGUUUUGCCGGUACCGGAAAAAGCUUACAGACAUUUACUUAUGUUGCAAAACGUGUUAGUUACUCACAUAUGUCACACCGCUGGAUUAAAUCCUAAGGCUUUUCGAACUUACAAAAGCUAUGUUCGGAUGCAAGGUAACCCUGCACGUGGUAUCAUCGACGGAGAUCUUGUUUGGAAAUACCUGCAGCUGCCAAAUAAUGAAAAAGCUGAAAUAGCGAAAAAAAUAGGAACUCGUAUGACGGAUAUUAUUGAGGACAUAUUCGAAAUCGAUCGUCAAACAGCACAUUUUUAAUUUUAUUAAUGUGUCAAUUGUUUUAGUGACAAGAAAAAAAUGUAUAUAUGACAUUAAUUUUUUGCUC